This is a messenger RNA of Syngnathoides biaculeatus (alligator pipefish), 1412 nucleotides long. It is a transcript of the gene hes1, whose product is annotated as hairy-related 6. Gene Ontology annotation, cellular component: nucleus. Gene Ontology annotation, biological process: regulation of transcription by RNA polymerase II; anterior/posterior pattern specification; regulation of neurogenesis. NCBI's taxonomy places the organism in Eukaryota, Metazoa, Chordata, Actinopteri, Syngnathiformes, Syngnathidae. Gene Ontology annotation, molecular function: DNA-binding transcription factor activity, RNA polymerase II-specific; RNA polymerase II cis-regulatory region sequence-specific DNA binding; protein dimerization activity. The transcript has 7 exons. Bases 178 to 1101 code for a protein of 307 amino acids. The record is from RefSeq and is a predicted model, not a curated record.
GUUAUAUCCGCCGCUAGAGGUCGGUGUUGUUUGUUAAUGCUCAGCGCGAGGCAGUGAGAAGACAAGAGAAGCAGACGCAACAAUGGAGGAAAGCCAGUUCACGCAUGUUUGGACUUCUUCAGAUGUUCCAUAUUGUGACGCACAUUCACAACACAUCAGAGGGAUGACGUAACUCUCAUGUCCCCCACCUGGUUAGCUGGUCAGGCUCCUCCAGGCACCUUUGUUUGUGUGUGCACAAGGAGAGCGCUUUUGGGGAUAAUUGAGCUCGCCUUUAAGAUGCCUGCCGACAUGAUGGAAAAAUCGUCCUCCUCCCCGGUCGCUGCCACCCCGGCAAGCAUGAACUCGACUCCCGAUAAGCCCAAAACAGCCUCGGAGCACAGAAAGUCUUCCAAGCCAAUUAUGGAGAAGCGGAGAAGAGCCCGAAUCAACGAGAGCUUGGGCCAGCUUAAAACUCUCAUCUUGGAUGCCCUCAAGAAAGAUAGCUCCAGACACUCCAAGCUGGAGAAGGCAGACAUCCUGGAAAUGACAGUGAAACAUCUGCGGAACCUCCAGAGAGCGCAGAUGACCGCCGCCCUCAACACCGACCCCACCGUGCUGGGCAAGUACCGCGCCGGCUUCAGCGAGUGCAUGAACGAAGUGACCCGUUUCCUGUCCACCUGCGAGGGCGUCAACACGGAGGUCCGAACGCGGCUCCUCGGACACCUCGCCAGCUGCAUGACGCAGAUCAACGCUAUGAACUACCCGAGCCAGCACCCGAUGCCCCCCGCGCCCGGGCCGACGCAUCCGUCGUUCGCCCAGCCCAUGGUGCAAAUACCCGGCUCGUCCCCGCAGGUGCUGCCCAUGAGCGGCGUACCGUGCAAGGGAGCCCCCUCUCCGGCCACUUUACCCAGCUCGGACGCCACCAAAGUGUACGGCGGCUUCCAGAUUGUGCCUGCCACGGACGGACAGUUUGCCUUCCUCAUCCCCAACGCGGCGUUCGCCUCCAACGGCCCCGUCAUUCCCGUGUACGCCAACAGCCCCGGGACGCCGGUUCCGGUGCCGGCUGCCGUCUCUCCCGGAGCCCCGUCGGGAAACACAGACUCGGUGUGGCGGCCAUGGUGAACGCCGCCAAGGAGCAGAAAGACUCUCACACGUCUUCUCUUUGUUUCUCCAUGAUAGAAAAGUUUUGGUUUUUUUUUUAAUUGUCAAACGGAAAAGAGUAUGCACUAUAUUUGUACAGCUAACAAAGCGAGUAAAGUUCAUAUUGAAAUGAGAUUUGUAUUGUGGAAGUCCGUUCACUGCAUUUAAAAAAAAAAAAAAGAAAAACAACUUCAGUUGUCUUUCCUACUUUUUGAAACCAAAGAUGUUUAUUGCGCUUAUGCCGUUCUUCGUUUUGGAAGACAAAUAAAUUUGUUACUACAUGAAGACACGCA